CGCCAUAGCCGCGGUAGCCCUGGCGACAAGAGCCCAGCAACGAGAAUCAACAACAACAACAACUCAAUCUGCCAUAAAAAUAAAAGAAGAUAUUUUAUCGGUGGGAAAUAUACACGUGGAACCAGAGGUGAAGCUCUUUACAUGGUGAUUCCCAGCUAUUGUAAUGGCCACUUCAGGCUACGUAGGUGAGAUCCAGCCAGCAGCCCAACCCCAGGGGGCUGCUGUUACUGUCACACCAGGGCAAACCGAUGCCAACUCCACCCCUCCAACUGCCCCUCAGUUUCUGGCUGAGAUUCAGACUACUGUGGUCACUCCCACUGUUGUCACUGCCACAGGCCAAACUACUCCCACUGAUCAAGCCACCUCCAUCACUGUUCAGAAGCCUGCAGCUGGUAGUCAAGCUCAGUCCACAGCACAAACCCAGCCUGCUCAGACACAGUAUGUGACUGCAGAGAUCCAGGGCUCCCCCACACAGUCUGGAAAUGCUCAAAGCACUCCUCAGUAUAUCGUUGUCACAGUCACAGAGGGCUCCCUUCACUCAAGUGACAGUGUGUCGGACUCUAGCCCCCCUCCAGCUGUGGUGCCGACAGGAGUUCCCACGCAAGUUGUUCAGCAGGUACAGACAGCUCAACAGCAGAGGUCUGUGGUUCAGGCCACCUCUCAGAUAGCCAAGACUGAGCCAGGCACCCAGCUCAGUGUCACCAGUCUACAGCCUGUUCAUAUCAGCCCAGAGGUACAGCAGCAGCUCACCUCAGUGCCAGUGCAACAUGUGUACACCAAUCAAGUGCAGUAUGUGGAAGGAGCGGACACCAACUACACCACCAGCACCAUUCGUUCCAGCACCUUCCCUUACACUGACACACCCCUGUACACCCAGACCACAGCUACCCAGUAUUAUGAAGGUCAGCCAACCUCAGGCUCACAGGCCUCAACCCCUGGCACACCUCUAACUGUCUCAGUGACUGCUGGCACAACAGGGGGUGUGUCCAUGUUUGUGGCCCAGCCCACCAGUGCAGCAGGGGGAGGGGCCACAGUGGUGACCACAGGUGGCACUGCCAAUGGGGCAGGGGAAGGGGCAGGCACCAAUGGUGGCGCAGCAGGCAGCUAUGUGAUCCAGGGGGGUUACAUGCUGGGCAGCAGCAGCGGAGGGGCAGCUGGCAACAGUCAGAACUACUCACACACCGCCCGCGCCUCUCCAGCCACUGUGAGUAUUACAGAGGGCGAGGAGAGUAGCGUGCCGUCGGCAGACAAGAAGGUACAGUGGUUGCUGGACAACUAUGAGACAGCUGAAGGAGUGAGUCUGCCACGUUCCACCCUCUACUGCCACUAUCUGCUGCACUGCCAGGAGCAGAAACUAGAGCCUGUUAAUGCUGCCUCUUUUGGGAAACUCAUUAGAUCUGUGUUCAUGGGGCUGCGCACACGACGACUUGGCACAAGGGGUAACUCUAAAUACCACUAUUACGGGCUGAGGAUAAAGGCAGGCUCUUCUCUUCUCCGUCUGAUGGAAGACCAGCAACAUCUGGCAAUGAGGCAGCAGCCCUUCUCACAGAAACAGAGGUUGAAGCCUGUGCAUAAAGUAGAGGGGAUGACCAAUGGCACAGCAGCAGGAGCAGGCCAGCAGCAGCAACAGCAGCAGGGGUCAGGGCAGGUGGAUAUCAGCACCCAGGUUCAGCAGUACCAGCAGUUCCUAGAUGCAUCCAGAGCUCUCCCAGAGUUCCCAGACAUCGACCUCCAGGGAAAGUCUCUACCAGAGGGCAUUGAGCUGGAGCACAUUAAGAGCUUUCAGCUGCUGUACAGAGAACACUGUGAGGCUAUACUAGAUGUGAUGGUCAACCUGCAGUUUACCUUGGUAGAGACUCUGUGGAAGACCUUCUGGAGGUUCAGCCAGAGUCAGGCUGGAGAUGCCACAUUGGCCGUUCACGACGAGUCAGAGAAGCGUCUCCCUAAGUCCUGCCUGGUGUUGCUGUGCAAGUAUGACCCAGUGCUGCGCUGGAGCCGUGACUGUGAUAACAGCCUGUAUCAGGGCCUGGUGGAGAUCCUCAUCCCUGAUGUCCUCAGGCCCAUCCCCAGUGCCUUAACACAAGCCAUCCGCAACUUUGCCAAGAGCCUGGAGAGCUGGCUGACCAAUGCCAUGAUGAACAUCCCUGAGGAAAUGGUCCGCAUCAAGGUGACGUCAGCCAAUGCAUUUGCCCAGACACUGCGUCGCUACACCAGUCUGAACCACCUCGCCCAGGCAGCCCGCGCGGUCCUCCAGAACACAGCCCAGAUCAACCAGAUGCUCUCUGAUCUCAACCGUGUCGACUUUGCUAACGUCCAGGAGCAGGCCUCAUGGGUGUGCCGGUGUGAAGACCGUGUUGUCCAGCGGCUGGAGCAGGACUUCAAGUUGACCCUCCAGCAGCAGAACUCCCUGGAGCAGUGGGCUGCGUGGCUGGAUGGUGUGGUGUCCCAGGUCCUGAAGCCCUACCAGCACAGUCCUGCCUUUCCUAAGGCUGCCAAGCUCUUCCUGCUCAAAUGGUCCUUUUACAGUUCCAUGGUGAUCAGGGACCUGACCCUGAGGAGUGCAGCCAGUUUUGGUUCCUUUCACCUGAUCCGCCUGCUGUAUGAUGAGUACAUGUACUACCUGAUAGAGCACAGAGUGGCCCAGGCCAAAGGAGAGACCCCCAUUGCUGUCAUGGGAGAGUUUGCCAGUUUAGGCCGAGGUCUAAGCCAGCUGGAUCCUGACAAAGAGGAGGAAGAGGAAGAGGAGGAGGAGAGCGAUGAGGAAGGACAGGAGCUAUCCCUUCCUUCAGACGGGGCCGUGCUGGGAGAUGAGUCUCUGGAGCCGCCUGCUAAGCUGGCCAGAACGGACCAGAGAGUCCUCUUCACAACGGGAUCAGCUGACAACUAAUCACAGAGUGGCACUACAAGACGUGGGUUGAUAUAUUGAUUAUACAAACACACACACAGAUGUACAAAGAACACUAAUUUAUACACUUGACACAUGUAUAUAGAUCUUGUAAAUGUGUGUGCACACUCUCGCUGCAUACUGUUAACUGUCCCACUUGUUUACGCACUCACAGUCAGAACACACACUCGAUCAGUACUGCUGCUGCCUGGAUGGCACAACCACCUGUUGACACCACUGAUUCAAUACACAAUCACUGGCUUUGCAACAGGAUGUGGCUUCAAAAACCAGACUCUCAAUGCAAAGAGAAACAACCCUCAGUUGUGUUGAUAUGUAAAAAUGAACUAAAGCCGGGCAUGUUUUUUGUUUUGUUUGGUUUUGUUUUUGUCUCUCAUUGCAUUGCAGCCUAUAGCCUCUGCUCACCCUAGGUCCUCCUAAAACUGUCACUGCCAUAUCAAAGUGGUCUUGAAAAUACUUUGUUGUGUGUGUGUGUGUGUGUGUGUGUGUGGACCUUUAACAAUAAAUGGUUGCUGAAUUUAGUUGUUACUGAUUUAGUUAAUGCUGUUGGGAAGCUUUGUUGCUCAGAUGAGAGUGACGUUUGUGAAAGCAAGCAGGCGGUUGGGAUUUUGGGGUGGAUUUGUCAUGUUUGUGUGUGUGUUUUCUGUAUGAGCGCUGGGGUCACACUGUUCCGUUGUUGUAUUUCUGGAGGCUAAUUGAGCAUGCUUUUCCACAAUGGUGUGUAUAUACAUGUGUGACUGGUUGUGUGAUUGCAAGUAAUGCCAAGUGUGAACUGUUUCUCAUGUAGAUAUUUUCUAAGGUGUUCAGACGUGUGUAGAUUUCCUGUUUGAUUUUAUUCACCGGUCAAGAAAAAAAGUUCUAGUGUUCUUGGAGUGCCUGUCGCAGCUGCUACACACAUUUGUAAAGAUAAAGCUACUGCUGUGGAAUUGGGGCUCCCAUUAGUUGCUGCAAAAAAAUCCUCUUAUACUGAACAUCUGGUUCCACGAGAGAGGUACUGUAUCUGUAUGUGUCAUAUUUUUAUGUUCAAAGUGCUCCAUUCCUGUUCAUUCAACACAUUCCUCUGGCCUCAUUUUCCUUUGACAUAUCAUUUUCUUGCCUUAUUUCAAUAUAUUUUUCCGUGUGUGUGUGCCAAGCCUGUUUGCUUUUAUCCCAGAUCACAGGAGGACUGUGCCUGAGUAAGAACGGUGAUAUACUUAUAUUCUACUGUAUAUUUAUCCACUAUUUUGAAUUUUGUUGUCACUAAGUGAACCUCUUGUGCAGUGUAUGGUGCUGUGUUGUCACACAUUGUAAGCAACCUUUGUGUGCAUUAUUGAUUUGUGAUUGUAGGUUCAGUUAUCAAAUCUAUAUCAUAUCUUAUGACUUUUCCACAAACAGGCUAAGGCCCUGCCUCUUUGCACAUGUUGACUAUUGUCGUUAAAACUCCAACAAAGUUAUUUGAAAUGUUUUUUAUUUUAUUCUUUUAAGUCUUAGGUAUGUUUUUAAUGGUGGGGGUGCAGGUCUCAGAUUUCGUGUGAAGCCUCAUACCACUGAACAUGUUUGCGAGAAUUUGGUGAGAGGUGAGAGAUCUGAUGACUCUUUCUGCACAGUCCUCCACCAACACUCAUCUCCCUCCACUGUGUUUUCAUCUCACUGCAUUGCCGCCUUCCUGCCAAUGGCUUUGUUUUGCUUCAAACAUCCAUAUUCUUAAACACUGUAAGUAAUAAUUGGUUGUUGUAAACAUGUCAUUUUUGGAUUUUUACAUACAUUAUCUUUAAAUAGCUGCAAUGCAUGUUUUCAACAGGCAUUGGCAGCCUCAAACCAGCACAUCAUCCUUUAUAUGGAGUCCAAUGCUACCACAGCUGAGUACAUAUCACUCCAGUCUUUUAAUGAUCUGCAGCAUAUAGAAUGGCCAUUGUUUACCCAGUAAGAAAAAUGUUUAGUCAUUUUUAUAGUGCAUUGUUUCUUAUGUAAAAAACAGACUGAGAAAAAAGAUGUUCAGUGGCAGUGUUUUAUGAAUUUGGUCUGCUGUAAGUAUGACUGUGCCUUUGGAGGUGGUAGAAUGCAAUUCAAAUGUUUUUAAUUUUAAAGAUAUAAAUUAAAGAAUUUCUAAA
Messenger RNA from Chelmon rostratus (copperband butterflyfish), 4992 nucleotides. It is a transcript of the gene rfx1a, whose product is annotated as regulatory factor X, 1a (influences HLA class II expression). Gene Ontology annotation, molecular function: RNA polymerase II cis-regulatory region sequence-specific DNA binding; DNA-binding transcription factor activity, RNA polymerase II-specific. Gene Ontology annotation, cellular component: nucleus. Lineage: Eukaryota; Metazoa; Chordata; Actinopteri; Chaetodontiformes; Chaetodontidae. The transcript is spliced from 18 exons. The coding region runs from base 164 to 2887 and encodes 907 amino acids. Gene Ontology annotation, biological process: regulation of transcription by RNA polymerase II. The record is from RefSeq and is a predicted model, not a curated record.